Messenger RNA from Priapulus caudatus, 531 nucleotides. RefSeq lists its product as uncharacterized. The transcript has 4 exons. Lineage: Eukaryota; Metazoa; Priapulida; Priapulimorpha; Priapulimorphida; Priapulidae. The record is from RefSeq and is a predicted model, not a curated record. Bases 1 to 531 code for a protein of 176 amino acids.
AUGGCUCGCGUGGUCGUACUGCUUUUACUGGUCAUUGCAGCGAACGAAGAUUGCUGCGGUGGUCAGACAUUGGAACCGGAACCGGAGUACGACCCAUUCUACCUGCCGCCACUGAAGAGCUACAGCAGUCCUGACAUGAUGCCCAAUGUAGCUAGCAGGCAGGAGGUCGUGUAUCCGCCCGUUCUACCACUGCUCGUUAAACGAUCGGCAGAGGAAGAGACUGAGGGCUACGAGAGCGAAGCUGUGGAGGCGGACGACUCGCUACUGGCGCACUCUCGCUUUAAGAGGGUGGGUCCCCCAUCCGGAAAUGGUCCCGCAUCCGAACAUGGCAGAGUUCCCGGAUCCGAGUGUCCGUUCUUCGCAAGCGAAAUGGAGAAGAAUGCCGUGCGCGACAAGAUGCGAGAGCUGCAAGAUCACACGGUGAAACGACGCGGCAAGCCGGCGGUGAAACCAUGGGACAAGGGCUGCCCGACGUUCCAGAAGGAUCUGUUGCUCACGCUAGAUCAGAUGAGACGGUCGUUGACGAGGUGA